Molecule: messenger RNA, 1089 nt
Organism: Anopheles bellator
Lineage: Eukaryota; Metazoa; Arthropoda; Insecta; Diptera; Culicidae
Product: CLIP domain-containing serine protease B14-like
Exons: 3
Coding region: 1-1089 (362 amino acids)
Biological process (GO): proteolysis
Molecular function (GO): serine-type endopeptidase activity
Source: RefSeq, a predicted model, not a curated record
AUGGCGGAUCGAACGAAUCCGUUGCUGCUGCUGAUCUGUCUGACGCUGUGCUCGGUUUCGGUGCACGCUUCGUCAGCUUGUACCACUCCGAACGGGGCACCGGGAAUGUGUGUUCCGGUGCGCAGCUGUAUGUACGUGAGGGAUUUCAUCGCCAUGCCAUCGCACCACUUUCAAGACACCGACUACCUGGAGGGACUGAAAUGUAGCGCUACGAACGGAACCGAUCGUUUGUUGGUGUGCUGUCCGCGUCUCUUGAGCGAGCCCAACUGUGGUCCCAUGGUAGCGUUCGGUACCCGUGUCUAUGGUGGCGAUGAUACCGAGAUCGCCGAGUUCCCGUGGCUGGCCCUGCUACGGUUUCGGGCCCGGAACGGCAAGCUGUUCAUCUCCUGUGCCGGUUCACUUAUCAGUCGCCGGUUCGUGCUGUCGGCGGCUCACUGUUUUACGGAGGCGAAGAAAAAAUUCCAAGUUCUUGACUCCGUGCGGUUGGGCGAGUGGAACUUUAAGAACCACCGGGGAAGAAGCGACUGCAAGAGCGUCGCUGACCGGCGCGUCUGUCGCAAAGACUAUCAAGUUGUCCGCGUUACACUCUACCCCGAGUAUUCGGUCAAUGUGGCGGCCCAUCUGCACGAUAUUGCCCUCAUCGAGUUGGUCGGUGAAGUGGAGUUGAACGAGUUCGUGGCACCGAUUUGUUUACCACAAAGUUUAGUCGAAGUCGAAGCGCCUUCGGAGUAUAUGGCGGCUGGUUGGGGAGCUACUUCGACCGAAUCAGACAGCAUGACCCAUGUGCUGCAGAAGAUCCAACUAAACCAGUUCGAUAAGGAACGGUGCCGAAAGGCGUACCCCGUGCCCGAUGACAACGGAAUCGGCGAGGGUCACAUUUGUGCAGGAGGAAUCGAGGGCCAGGAUACGUGCCACGGAGACUCCGGGGGUCCACUGAUGGAGUCCGUGGACGGUGUGUGGUACUUGGCCGGUAUCACCAGCUUCGGGUGGCCCACCUGUGGAAAGCAAGGUGUGCCUGGGGUCUACACGAACGUAAGCCAUUACCUCGAUUGGCUAGGGUAUGAAGUGUUCCGUGGUUCCUACGUUUAG